Messenger RNA from Micropterus salmoides (largemouth bass), 1130 nucleotides. Its product is annotated as pituitary tumor-transforming gene 1 protein-interacting protein. The transcript is spliced from 7 exons. Bases 162 to 704 code for a protein of 180 amino acids. Lineage: Eukaryota; Metazoa; Chordata; Actinopteri; Centrarchiformes; Centrarchidae. Gene Ontology annotation, cellular component: cytoplasm; nucleus. Gene Ontology annotation, biological process: protein import into nucleus. The record is from RefSeq and is a predicted model, not a curated record.
CAGGAAAUGACAGCGGUAGAUCCAAGGGGAAAGAAACAACAGUGUUUAUAGAGAGUCGCGGAGAACAAGAAAGGCAAGCCUCCAGUUUCGACUCUCGUCUUGCAGAUAUUCUGUAGUUUUAGACGCAGUUAAGCUUCCCGAGCUGUUCUGUGGUUUUAAAGAUGUUAUCUUUUAAAACCGAGAGACAAACACUGACCGCGGUGUUCUUUGGUGCCGUCGUGCUGUGUGUUAGCUUUGUUAGCCAGGGAGAAUGCCAAACACCACCACCAUCAACUCCUUGCUCUACUUACAAAAGCUGUGACUCUUGUGUUCCACACGCCAAGUGUCUGUGGUGCUUAACCAACAACAACUGCACAGAAUACCCAGUGAGCUGGCUGCUGCCUCCAGCGUCAGUGUGCCAGUUGUCUCAGGCCCGUUGGGGAGUGUGUUGGCUGAACUUUGAGGCCCUGAUCAUUACCCUCGCUGUCCUGGGUGGAACCAUCCUCAUCAGUAUCGUCGCCUGCUGCUGCUACUGCUGCUGCUGCAGGAAGCGUCAGUCAGGCCCUGACAGAGAUGAGGAGAGAUUUGCCAGGAGGAGAGAGGAGAUCAAACAGCGCGCUGAGGAACGGAAGGGGGAGAGAAAGGCAAGGCACGACGAGAUCCGCAGGAAGUAUGGUCUGAUCGGUGACGCGGACCACCCAUACAGCAAGUUUGAGAAUGAGUAAAGCAGCUGCACUGGAGGAGUUCCACAGGCAGCGCGUUGAGCUGCUCUUCAGUUUUAGCUUGGAGUGGCGCCUGUUUUUCACACAAACAAUGAGACAAAUACCCCAGAGAUUAGAAUAAUCCAGUUAGAUACAAAUCACUGUUUCACACUUUUCAAACAAUAACAAACCUGUAAAGAAUUUAUUUUUCCUUGUGAUUUGUGAUGAGGAUGCAUUGUUGUGUUUUGGACAGAUGUAGAAGCUUGUUUUAAAACUUCCUGCAAAGUUCUUUCGUCUUCUUAAAUUAGAUUUAGAGUUUUCUCUCUUGAAUAUUGUAGUUUCAUAUCGGUCUUUGCACUUUGUACAUACAGCAACAAUUUAUGAAAUGCAGAAUAAUGAUUGUACUUAAGAUGAGUUCUGACACAUGAAUAAAAAUCUUUCUCUUUUAAU